CCAAGAGGCAACAGAAAACAUGGCGCAUCAUUUAUCAUCACUAGAGCAAUUACAGGUCCUGCAUUGUUUUUGCUUCGGUACAUCUGGUACAGCCCUGCAAAGUUUUCUCUGCCCACUGGACUGGUUCGUCUGGUUAGUAAGCAGAUCAACUGGCACCUAGUACUUGCAAGCAAUGGGAAAUUGUUGGCAGUUGUUCAAGACCAAUGUGUAGAAAUCAGGUCUGCAAAAGAUGACUUUGGAUCCAUAAUUGGAAAAUGUCAAGUGCCAAAGGAUCCUAACCCUCAGUGGAGGCGAGUGGCAUGGAGUCACGAUUGUACGUUACUUGCUUAUGCUGAAAGCACUGGAACAGUAAGAGUGUUUGACCUAAUGGGUAGUGAGCUUUUGGUCAUUUCACCGACAGCAAGUUUUCCAGGAGAUCUGAGUUACGCUAUUGCUGGAUUGAUCUUUCUAGAAUACAAGGCAAGUGCCCAAUGGUCAGCCGAACUGCUUGUCGUUAAUUAUCGUGGAGAACUGAGAAGUUAUCUUGUAAGUGUUGGAACAAAUCAAAGCUUUCAAGAAAGUCAUAGUUUCAGCUUUAGCAGCCAUUAUGCCCAUGGAAUAACUACUGUCAUUUAUCAUCCUGGUCACAG
This is a messenger RNA of Leptosomus discolor (cuckoo roller), 629 nucleotides long. Lineage: Eukaryota; Metazoa; Chordata; Aves; Leptosomiformes; Leptosomidae. The record is from RefSeq and is a predicted model, not a curated record.